Molecule: messenger RNA, 3129 nt
Organism: Elephantulus edwardii (Cape elephant shrew)
Lineage: Eukaryota; Metazoa; Chordata; Mammalia; Macroscelidea; Macroscelididae
Gene: MIDEAS
Product: ELM2 and Myb/SANT-like domain containing 1
Exons: 11
Coding region: 4-3129 (1041 amino acids)
Biological process (GO): regulation of transcription by RNA polymerase II; negative regulation of DNA-templated transcription
Cellular component (GO): transcription regulator complex; histone deacetylase complex
Molecular function (GO): transcription corepressor activity
Source: RefSeq, a predicted model, not a curated record
ACCAUGAACCUCCAGGCCCAGCCCAAGGCUCAGAACAAGCGGAAGCGUUGCCUCUUCUUCGGGGACCAGGAGUCAACUCCCAAGGAACAGCCCCCACCGCUGCAGGCCCCACAGCAGGCCCCAGCCCCUACACAGUCCACCCGAGUGAAGGAGGAACCGUACUUUGGGCACGAAGGUUCAUCGGGGGGCAUCCCCACCUCUCAGCCUGUGGAUCUGCCCCCGCCCAACAGCCUGACCCUGCUGAACUCCGUGGUGUAUGGGUCUGAGCGGACCACAGCUGCCAUGCUGUCCCAGCAGGUGGGCUCAGUCAAGUGGCCCAGCGCAGUGAUGGCUCCGGGGCGAGGGCCAGAGCGGGGAGGUGGAGGUGUCAGUGACAGCGGCUGGCAGCAGCAGCCAGGCCAGCCUCCGCCUCAUUCCACCUGGAACCGCCACAGCCUGCCGCUCUACAGUGGACCGAAGGGGAGCCCUCAUCCUGCCAUGGGGGUCUCUACCUACUAUAACCACCCUGAGGCGCUGAAGCGGGAGAAAGGGGGUGGCCCACAGCUGGACCGCUAUAGGAACACAGUGCAGCCCAUGAUGUCGCAGAAGGUGCAAAUGGAGGUUGGGCGGCCACAGGCCCCCCUCAACUCUUUCCAUUCAGCCAAGAAGCCCCCAAACCAGACAUUACCCUUGCAGCCCUUCCAGCUGGCCUUCGGCCACCAGGUGAACCGGCAGGUCUUCAGGCAGGGCCCUCCACCCCCCAACCCCGUCGCAGCCUACCCUCCCCAGCAGCAGCAGGCAGCCCUGCCCCAGAUGCAGCUCUUUGAAAACUUCUAUCCCAUGCAGCAGCCGCCGGCCCAGCAACCCCAGGACUUUGGCCUGCAGCCAGCCGGGCCGCUGACACAGUCCCACCUGGCUCACCACAGCAUAGCCUCCUACCCUUUCCCUCCCAACCCCGAUAUGAACCCAGAACUGCGAAAGGCCCUCUUGCAGGACUCAGCCCCACCAUCUGUGCUACCUCAGGCCCAGAUCCCCUUCCCCCGCCGCUCCCGCCGCCUCUCUAAGGAGGGGGUCCUGCCACCCACUGCCCUGGAUGGGGCUGGCACCCAGCCUGGGCAGGAGCCCGCCAGCAACCUGUUCCUUCAUCACUGGCCCCCACAGCAGCCGCCCCCUGGCCCCCUGGUGCAGCCUCAUCCUGAAGCGCUGGGGUUCCCCAUAGAGCCAAGGGAGUCACAGCUGCUGCCUGAUGGGGAGAGACUGGCCCCCAACGGCCGGGAGCGGGAGGCUCCCAUCCUGGGCACCGAGGACGGCAUGCGGGUAAUGGGCUCGGGGGACUGUGGGCAGCUGCUCCGAGGCGGGGUGAUCCAGAGCACACGACGAAGACGCCGGGCAUCCCAGGAGGCCAACCUGCUGACCCUGGCCCAGAAGGCGGUGGAGCUGGCCUCGAUGCAGAGUACAAAGGAUGCCAAUGGCUCAGAGGAGAAGAGGAAAAGUGUAUUGACCUCAACUACCAAGUGUGGGGUGGAAUUUUCUGACCCUUCCUUGGCCGCCAAGCGAGCACGGGAGGACAGUGGGAUGGUCCCCCUCAUCAUCCCAGUGUCUGUGCCUGUGAGGACUGUGGACCCCGCCGAGGCGGCCCAGGCUGGAGGUGCUGAGGAGGAUGGGCAGGGCCCGGAGCAGAACCCCACUGAACACAAGCCGUCGGUCAUCGUCACCCGCAGGCGGUCCACCCGGAUACCCGGGACUGAUGGCCAACCUCAGGCCGAAGACAUGAGCAUCAAGGGGGAGGGGGAGCCAUCAGUGCGGAAGCCAAAGCAGCGGCCCAGACCUGAGCCCCUGAUCAUCCCCACCAAGGCGGGCACCUUCAUCGCCCCACCUGUCUACUCCAACAUCACCCCGUACCAGAGCCACCUGCGCUCUCCUGUCCGCCUAGCCGACCACCCCUCUGAGCGGAGCUUCGAGCUACCCCCUUACACACCACCCCCCAUCCUCAGCCCCGUGCGGGAAGGCUCAGGCCUCUACUUCAAUGCCAUCAUAUCAGCCAGCAGCAUCCCAGCCCCUCCUCCCAUCACGCCAAAGAGUGCUCAUCGCACGCUGCUCCGAUCUAACAGUGCUGAGGUCACCCCACCCGUCCUGUCUGUGAUGGGAGAGGCCACCCCAGUCAGCAUCGAGCCACGGAUCAAUGUGGGCUCCCGGUUCCAGGCGGAAAUCCCCACGCUGAGGGACCGCUCCCUGGCAGCUGCGGACCCUCACAAGGCUGACUUGGUGUGGCAGCCGUGGGAGGAGUUGGAGAGCAACAGGCAGAAGCAGAGACAAGUGGAAGACCUGCUGACCGCUGCCUGCUCCAGCAUUUUCCCAGGUGCUGGCACGAACCAGGAGCUGGCCCUGCACUGCCUGCACGAGUCCAGGGGAGACAUCCUGGAAACGCUCAAUAAGCUGCUAUUGAAGAAGCCCUUGCGACCCCGCAACCACCCACUGGCAACGUAUCACUACACAGGUUCUGACCAGUGGAAGAUGGCAGAGAAGAAGCUGUUCAACAAGGGCAUUUCUAUCUACAAGAAGGAUUUCUUCCUAGUGCAGAAGCUGAUCCAGACCAAGACUGUGGGCCAGUGUGUCGAGUUCUACUACACCUACAAGAAGCAAGUGAAAAUCGGCCGCAAUGGGACUCUGAUCUUCGGGGAUGUGGAUACAAGCGACGAGAAGUCAGCCCAGGAAGAUGUGGAAGUGGAUGUUAAGACAUCCCAGAAGUUCCCAAGGGUGCCUCCUGCCAGAAGAGAGUCCCCAGGUGAAGAGAGACUGGAGCCCAAGAGAGAAGUGAAGGAGACCAGGAAAGAGGGGGAGGAGGAGGUGCCAGAGACCCAAGAGAAAGGGGAGCAGGAAGAAGGGCGAGAUCGGAGCCGGCGGGCAGCAGCCGUCAAAGCCACACAGACACUACAGGCCAAUGAGUCGGCCAAUGAUAUCCUCAUCCUACGAAGCCACGAGUCCAAUGCCCCUGGGCCUGCUGGUGGCCAGGCCUCGGAGAAGCUGAGGGAGGGGCCAGGGAAGUCACGGAGGGCACUACCAUUUUCAGAGAAGAAGAAAAAACCAGAGACCUUUAAUAAGACUCAGAAUCAAGAGAACACUUUCCCCUGUAAAAAGUGUGGCAGGUAA